UAAAAAAUAGCAAUGCCCUUGUAAUAAAAAAAGUAUCGAUCUUUUGUCCUCACCCAAACAGAAACUCCUCGAUUUCGUGCUUUUCAUUGCCAAGCAAACUCAGGAUCUACCAAACCCAGAUGAUGGCUCAACAAGUGAAAUUUCAUAUGCCUAACGAUGAUAGUUCAGUGACGAGGACUCGUCGGGCCUCGCCUAACCAUUUAAACGACAGACCCAGCUCCGAGUGUGAUGGUAGUAAUUGCCAGGAGAAGGGGACAAGAAACAGUUUUGUUUCGUGUAGAAGUUUGGAUGAUUUGUUGUCCGAGUGUACUUAUAAAGCUGUGAGGAGGAAGACAUGGAAUGGGUUUGGAAGUAAAACCAGAACUAAUCUUUUUACUUCAGGGAACACUGUAAAGGAUGAUAGUGAUAGUGUUUUUGAAUCUCACAGUGAAAGACAAGAAUGUAGUGAAUCUCUGACUCAAGUAAGAAGAGUUUCUCCGUACUUCCAGCACAAACAAGGGUGUAAUUCUGAUAGUGAGUCUUCUAAAACGCAAAGUGGAAGCAGUACUAGGAAAGCUAAAGUCCAAAGAGUUUCUCCAUACUUGCAGGCAUCAACUAGGAAAACAUGCAGCAAAGCUCAACCUAAAGUCCGAAAAGUUUCUCCAUACUUCCAGGGAUCAACUGUUCCAAACCAGCCAAGAGAUAUGCGUCAAUACUUUAAGGUCGUGAAAGUUUCAAGAUAUUUCCAUGGCCUGUCUGCCCAAGUAAAUGAAUCACAAAAGGAGAUACCAAGAAGGGUGAGGAAAACUCCUCUUGUGAGCCCUUCUCUGUCUCAGUCUCAGAAGACUGAUGAGGCAUACCUGCGGAAAACGCCUGAUAACACAUGGGUGCCUCCGCCAUCUCCAUGUAAUCUACUUCAAGAAGAUCACUGGCAUGAUCCAUGGCGGGUGCUGGUCAUAUGUAUGCUUCUCAACAAAACUUCUGGUGCACAGACGCGGGGGGUGAUAUCAGACCUGUUUGCGCUGUGUCCUAAUGCAAAGACUGCUACAAAAGUCGAAGAGAAAGAGAUAGAGACUCUGAUAAAGCCUCUUGGACUACAGAAUAAGAGAUCCAAAAUGAUAAAACGGUUUUCUCUCGAGUAUCUUCAAGAGAGCUGGACUCAUGUGACUCAACUGCAUGGCGUUGGAAAGUAUGCAGCGGAUGCGUAUGCCAUAUUCUGUAAUGGGAAGUGGGAUUGUGUGAGACCUGAUGAUCAUAUGCUAAACUAUUACUGGGAAUUCCUCAGGAUUCGGUUUAGGUUAUGAGUGGGAAGAAAAUUGUGCUGAUUAUAUUUUCUUUGCUCUGUUUUUUUCUUUUUGUCACAAAUGUUGAAAAGUUGUAAAUGAUAGAGAUCUUAACUUAAUGUUGGUUUAAUCUUA
Messenger RNA from Brassica napus (rape), 1397 nucleotides. RefSeq names its product methyl-CpG-binding domain protein 4-like protein. Gene Ontology annotation, molecular function: DNA binding; catalytic activity. The record is from RefSeq and is a predicted model, not a curated record. Gene Ontology annotation, cellular component: nucleus. Bases 120 to 1283 code for a protein of 387 amino acids. NCBI's taxonomy places the organism in Eukaryota, Viridiplantae, Streptophyta, Magnoliopsida, Brassicales, Brassicaceae. Gene Ontology annotation, biological process: DNA repair. The transcript has 5 exons.